Messenger RNA from Boeremia exigua, 2402 nucleotides. RefSeq names its product galactose oxidase-like protein precursor. The record is from RefSeq and is a predicted model, not a curated record. Lineage: Eukaryota; Fungi; Ascomycota; Dothideomycetes; Pleosporales; Didymellaceae. The coding region runs from base 234 to 2324 and encodes 696 amino acids. The transcript has 3 exons.
UUCUCCACUCAGGCAGGUGAAAGCUUCUUGUCGAUGGCAUUCGGAGCCACACUGCGAACUGCAUCUGCAGCGCAGAUACGAAUUAUGGGUCGUGUGAACAGCUGCUAAACCUAGUCGUCGAUCCAGAGAAUGCUGUGUCGUCAAUCUCAUGGGGAGUUAAACUUCAUAUAAGCUCAGGCUGCCUGCCAUGAGGCUUCGGUUUGCAGUCAUCGCGCUCCUCUCUUUCUCUCAAGAUGUUAUCUUCUCAUACUUUCGUUCUUAUUUCCACUUUCAUUCUUUUCAAUACAUCGGCUGCUCUCAAUGCAUGCCCUGCCACUGAUACAGUGUUUACCGGAACUCAGGGCAUCAGGUACCGUGUUUGUCCGGACACUGAUCUCAUUGGGGAUUCACAAUCAAUCACACGUAAUGUUGCUUCUACCACAGCAUGUGCACAGCUCUGCGAUAGAGCCAUGAACUGUUUCAAGGCUGUCUACGACACUCAAAACAGAGACUGCCAUUUCAAGGCCAAUGCUGGUCUCAACUGGCAACCCAAUGGGCGUUUCGAUGUCAUCCAGGCUGAACAGGUUAACAUUGCAAGGUGUCCAUACAGCGAGACGACAUUCACUCGCAACGGCAAAACUUACAAAAUCUGCCGCGAUACCGAUCUACGUGGCGGCAGUGCCCAGAUGAUCAAAGGAGUUACAUCAACUAACGACUGUGCUCAACGUUGCUCAACGAUCGAUACAUGCGUACAAGCAGUAUUUGAUUCUACGGAUUCUGUGUGCCACAUCAAGGUGGAUGCAAACACCAACACUCUCAUCUGGUCGACCGACAAGCGCUUUGACGUGAUCCGUCAAGAUAUUGCUGCCUCUCCUGCCACCAUUGGUGCCUGGUCCGAUCUAGUCAGACUCCCAGUCAUCCCCGUGGCCGCCUAUGUUGUGCCUGAGUUCCCAUCAUCGAGUCGGUUGAUGUUCUUUUCCAGUUGGGGUGCGGAUGCUUUCGGUGGUGAAGGUGGACGAACACAAUUCGGGGACUACAACUUCAACUCUGGCGCUGUAUCUGCUCGUACUGUGGCCAAUACCAGGCACGACAUGUUCUGUCCAGGUAUUAGUGCUCUGGAAGACGGCCGCAUUCUUAUCCAAGGUGGCUCUGAUGCAAAGAAGAACAGCUUCUACAACCCUGCUUCCAACACCUUUUCCGCGGCUCCAGACCUAUUAGUCGCUCGUGGUUAUCAGACUUCCGCGACUUUGAGUGAUAAUCGUGUCUUUACCAUUGGAGGUGCAUACUCUGGCCCACGACAAGGAAAAGACGGCGAGGUAUACUCCCCAAAAAGCAAUUCUUGGAAGGCGCUCCCUGGUGCCAAAGUCGGACCCAUGCUCACCGUCGAUCGCGAGGGUAUCUGGAGAGAAGACAACCAUGCCUGGCUCUUCUCUUGGAAGAACGGAUCCAUCUUCCAGGCUGGUCCAAGUAUGGCUAUGAACUGGUACAGCGCGAAUGGAAACGGCGCUCAGAUCGCAGCUGGCACACGUGAUACCGUCAAUGCCAUGUGCGGUAUCUUUGUCAUGUACGAGCCUGGAAAAAUUCUCACUGCCGGUGGAUCGCCUGAUUACACCAACUCGGAGGCCAACAACCAUGCCCACAUGAUCAGCAUCGGUGAUUACGGUCAGCCUGCUACUGUCGAGCGUGCUCCUGACAUGGCAUACCCUCGCGGUUUUUCCAACGCGGUGGUCCUUCCUGAUGGCACUGUUCUGGUCACCGGUGGCCAGCGUCGAUCCAUGGUCUUCACAGACGACGACGGUAUUCUACAAGCCGAGCUCUUCAACCCUGCUACCAAGUCUUGGAAGACUCUUGCUGCCGAAGCAGUUCCCCGCAACUAUCACGCGGUCAGCAUUCUCCUCCCGGACGGCCGUGUUUUCAGUGGCGGUGGCGGUCUCUGCUACAUUGGCCAGAUUGGCACAAGCUCGGUCAACUGCAACAAGCUUGUGGAUCACGCCGACGGACAGACUUUCUCACCACCUUAUCUUUUCAACACAGAUGGCUCAGCCGCGGCUCGUCCUACUAUCACAAACUUGAGCGGUACGAGUGUCAAGGUUGGUGCUCAAUUGAGGAUCACCACCUCGACUGCUAACCCCAAGUUUGUCCUUGUUCGCAUCGGCACUGUAACACACUCAGUCAACACUGACCAAAGGCGUGUACCAUUGACCACAGUCACUCGUAGGGGCACACAGUACACUGCUACACUUCCGAACGAUAGCGGUAUCUUGAUCCCUGGACACUACUACCUCUUUGUCCUCAACCCUGCCGGCGUUCCCAGUGUUGCGAGGACAGUCAAAGUCACUCUUUGAUAAUUUCUUUACCCAUAUUAUACCAUCUCAUAUGUUACGCAUGAGUUCAGCUCUAAUUCGUAAUGUAUACAGUAACCG